UACAUCUCGAACCAUGCUCGGUACAACCAGCCGAGUCGACGGGACAAGCCGUCACUUGUUCCCCCAACUCCAGCGGGCUCUCCUCCACCGGCCUCCGCGCCGGCCGCCUCCAUCCAGAUCAGGCGUCGACCCUUCCACCGCGCCUCCACCUCUCGCCGUCUCCGUUGUCCUCGUCCCCCUCCUGCACCGCCGCGGAGCGGAGAUCCAUCCGAACUGGGACCGAUUCCCCCCUCUUUUCGUCGGUGAGGAAGCCCUAGGCUGCUGGGACGGAUUGCUCGCCCGGUCCCGCAGAAUCUCCCCUUCCUUGACCGUCCAGCUGGUCGUGUUGGACUGCUGAUAGCAGCAGGGAGGUUCAGCUGAGUGGCGAGCGAUGGCGGGGGAGCUGGGGCAGCAGACUGUGGAGCUGGGGGCGAUGGUGCGGGGGGCCGCGGAGGAGUCGUACCUGGCGCUUCGGGAGCUCGUGGAGAAGUCGCGCGCGGAGGCGGAGGCCCGGGGGAAGGAGGGGCAGCAGAGGUCGGACACUGAGAAGAAGAUCGACCUGCUCAAGUUCGUCGACCGCACGCGGCAGCGCAUGCUCCGGCUCCAUGUCCUCGCUAAGUGGUGCCAGCAGGUUCCUCUGGUUCAUUAUUGCCAGCAGCUUGCGUCAACGCUCUCUAGCCAUGAAACAUGCUUCACCCAAACAGCAGACUCACUGUUCUUUAUGCACGAGGGACUGCAGCAGGCCCGUGCUCCCAUUUUCGAUGUUCCAUUUGCUACAGAAGUCCUACGUACAGGGAGUUAUAGGAGAUUACCAAAAUGUAUAGAGGAAAUAGGUACACAGAAUACACUUUUUCUGGAUGAAAGAAGGCCUACUUUGAAGAAAUUAAAUACACUUGUACGGGCAAAAUUACUUGAAACCUCACUUCCUAAAGAAAUAUCUGAGGUUUCAGUGACUGAUGGGAUAGCAAAUCUUCGUGUAGAUGGAGAGUUUAAAGUUCUUCUUACAUUGGGCUACCGUGGGCAUUUCUCGCUGUGGAGGGUAUUGCACAUGGAGUUACUUGUUGGUGAGAAGACUGGACCUAUUAAGCUUGAAGAGACAAGACGAUAUGCUUUGGGCGAUGAUAUUGAACGGAGAAUGGCUAACACUGACAAUCCCUUCAUGAUAUUGUAUACAGUACUGCAUGAGUUAUGCAUCUCUCUUGUUAUGGAUACUGUAAUUAGGCAGGCUAAUGUUCUACGGCAAGGUAGAUGGAAGGAUGCAAUAAAAUCUGAACUUAUCUCAGAUAGUAGUGCAACACAAAGUGGGAAUAAUGCUCCAGUGCAGCUUGGUCAAGAUGGGGAGCUAGAUUCAAGUGGGUUUAGGAUACCUGGUUUGAAGGUGAAUUAUUGGCUAGAUGAAAAAAGCAGUGGCUCAGCAGAACCUGAUUUAUCCCCAUUUAUCAGUAUUGAGGCAGGGAAGGAUAUGCUGAUAAAGUGUUUGCACAGCUCAUUUAUACUGGAUCCACUUACCAACAAAGAGGCUGAUCUUUCUAUUGAUCUGAGUUGCAUUGAUGUUGAAGCACUUAUUUUGAAAGCAAUUGCUUGCAAUAGACACACUUGUCUUCUAGAAAUUCAAAGGGAAUUGAGGAAAAAUGUUCAAAUUUCGCAAUCACCUACUGAUGUUGUCCUGAAACGAGAAGAAGUUCAUUUAGGAAAGAAAGUGGAUGGAAGGAACUUUGAGAAUUCUUGUACAAAUGAAGUUCUUCAGGUUAGGGCGUAUGGACAAUCGUAUAUUCACCUUGGGAUAAAUAUCAGGAGUGGUCGCCUCCUCUUUCAAUCAUCCAAAAAUAUCUUGCCACCUUCUGCGUUGUUAGAAUCUGAAGAAGCUCUAAACAAAGGGAGUCUUACAGCAAGCGAGGUUUUUGUGAGCUUAAAGACCAGGAGCAUCCUCCACUUAUUUGCUGCAACUGGAAGGUUUCUGGGCCUGAAGGUUUACUCUCAGUCUCAGGUUACUCUAAAGAUUCCAAAGUCCGUGUUAUAUGGUUCAGAUUUUGUGGUCAUGGGGUUUCCUCAGUGCGCAAAUGCCUAUUAUCUCUUGAUACAACUUGAUAAUGACCUUAGGCCUGUUUUUCAUUUGCUUGAGACAUGGAUUGAUGGAAGUAACAAGUCUAAUGCCGAUGCUGCGACCGACGCUAACGAAGCCAUAAGGUUUAAUAGGAUUGACAUUAACAGUAUGCAAAUAGGUGAAAAUGAAUACAGUGUGAACCUUUUUGAUGCUGAGAAGGUGCUACAAGACAUGGUUAACUACAACCAAAGUAUUGAAGGUAGACUAAGGCAAAGUGGAAAUAGCGAGCUUGUGCCCUUAAUACCUUCAUUUUCGCCUUCGUUUUCUUCUGUUGUUGAUGAAGUAUUUGGAUCUGAUCCAAGUUCUUCAACAGUAGAAAAUCAACUUUUGCCACCUUAUAGUUCGCCCUCUACUCAUUUAAGUUCUAUUCAAGUUGAUCUUGAGGGAGUCACUGGCACAGCUGGCCUGCCUGAGCUGGGCAGAAAUUUUAUGUAUUCUGACAUUAACACCUCUGAAGUUACGCCUAGUGUAACCUUGAACAGUAAUCUGCUGAGUAAUUUGAAUUAUGCAAAAGGUACAAAUGCCUUUUCCAGUUCAGUCCCUGCUGGAAUUUCAUUCAUGUCGUCAGACUGUAAAUCUGGUCAAGACCUUAGCUCAUUGAGAUCUCCAGAGGGCCAUGGUAUUGUGCAUGGAAGUAAAUCUCUUCAACUUCUUUCUUCAGAUGGCCAACGAGUUUUGGGAAAUAUCUCUACUGCAAAACCUGGAGGGCCUUCUAGAAAACGAUCUGUUUCGGAGUUUUUGUUGAAUAUCCCAUCAUUACAACAAUCCAGAAUCAGUGAUGGGCCAACAAAACGAAGAAAAGUACCAGAACGUAUGAAGGAUGGUGUUGUUUUUAUGGCAUAUUCAUCCAGUGCACAAUCUGGAAAACCCCUUACAUAUGGAAAUGUACUUACAGAAGAAAAUCAUUGUGUUACAUCAGCUACUUAUGCUUCUGUACUUCGUCAUGUCAUAAAGCACUGUUCACUUUGUAUCAAAUAUGCUCAACUGACUACCCAGAUGAAUUCUCUUGGCAUCCCAUAUGCCGAAGAAGUAGGGCUGUGGACAUCAUCAUCCUCUAAUCUUUGGUUGCGGUUACCUUUUCCCAAAGAGGAUUCCUGGAAACAUGUAUGCUUACACCUAGGUAAUGCUGCACGUAUGUCUUGGGAUGUUAGGAUCAAUGAUCCAUAUUACAGUUCACUCUGGAAAGUACAUGGUGGCAGCACUACUACUGAAUGGGGUGUUGGUGUUCGCAUAGCGAACACUUCUGAAAUAGAUUCACAUAUCACUUUUGAUGAUGAUGGGGUCAUUUUGACUUAUCAUACUGUUGAGGCUGAUAGUAUACAGAAGCUUGUCUCAGAUUUACAACGGCUUUCAAAUGCUCGUGCAUUUUCUUGUGGAAUGCGGAGAUCGAUUGGUAUAAAAGUUGAUGACAAGCUAGAAGAAAAAGUGACAUCUUCAGAGACGAAGUUACAUCCUGCAAGAAAAGGUAGUAGACACAGGUUAUCUGAACAGAUGAGGAGAAUUUUCAGGAUUGAAGCUGUUGGUUUGAUGAGCUUGUGGUUCAGUCAUGGUGCCGUGCCUAUGGUUCACUUUGUUGUUGAGUGGGAGGCUGGUAAUAGUGGUUGCACAAUCCAUGUUUCUCCAGACCAACUUUGGCCACACACAAAGUUUUUGGAGGAUUUCGUGAAUGUGGGUGAGGUAGCUUCAUUCUUGGACUGCAUCAGGCUUACAGCUGGACCUUUACUUGCCCUUAGUAGUGCGAUUCGCCCUGCGAAGAUGCCUGUAACAGUUCCUACUGGUUACAGUUCUGCACCAAAGCAAAACAACAUUCCAUCACAGGGGGCUCCGGCAAAUGACUCAUCAUCGACUACUAUGCAAAAUGUAUCUGUCCCACUGGGCCCUGCAAUUACCCAUGUUAACAAUCAUAAUCUUCAGAGUUCCGUGCUGUCUGCUACAGGGCGGGGUGGGCCUGGACUAGUUCCAAGCUCAUCAUUCCCUUUUGAUGUUUCUGUUGUGCUCCGUGGACCAUAUUGGAUACGCAUUAUAUAUCGCAAGAUUUUCUCUGUUGACAUACGCUGCUUUGCUGGGGAUCAGGUAUGGCUGCAGCCAGCAACCCCUCCAAAAGGUGGACCUUCAGUGGGUGGAUCUUUACCUUGUCCACAAUUUCGACCAUUCAUAAUGGAGCAUGUUGCUCAGGGUCUAAAUGCUUUUGAACCCGGUUUUAUGAGUGCUAGACAUAGUGGUGCACAGUUGAAGGCCAAUGCCAAUACAGCUUCUGGAAGUCAGCAAUCAGCCCCUGCUCCGAAUCGCUUUAAUGGUGCUCAUGGUGUUGCUAUUUCUGGCCCAAUUCCAAAUGUUGGUAAAAGGGUGGUACCUAGUUUCACUCGAGCAGGCAGUGCCAUGGUGGCAUCUUCAAAAUUUGCUUCAGGAAUUGCAGGAGCCCCCGCACACUUUUCUCCUGGAACAAACCUUCCUGUUCAUAUGAAGGGUGAGUUGAACUCAGCUUUUACUGGUCUUGGGGACGAUGGUGGCUAUGGUGGUUCCUGGGUUCCUCUUGCUGCUCUUAAGAAGGUGUUGCGAGGCAUACUUAAGUACUUUGGAGUUCUAUGGUUGUUCUCGCAGUUUCCUGAACUUCUGAAAGAGAUAUUAGGGUCAGUUUUGAAAGAGAAUGAAGGAGCACUUUUAAAUUUGGAUCAGGAGCAGCCAGCACUGCGUUUUUUUGUGGGUGGUUAUGUCUUUGCGGUUAGUGUUCAACGACUUCAACUGCUUCUUCAAGUUCUUAAUGUCAAACGAUUUCACCACCAGCAACAGCAGCAGCAAGCUCAGAGCCCUUCUCAGGAAGAGCUAGCAACAUCAGAUAUAAAUGAAAUAUGUGACUAUUUCAGUAGGCGUGUCGCCUGUGAACCAUAUGAUGCUUCUAGGGUUGCUUCUUUUAUCACUUUGCUUACAUUGCCCAUUUCAGUCAUACGAGAAUUCAUAAAGCUAUUUGCAUGGAAUAAAAGUCAGUUCGAGGCUCAUGGGGAAAUUGCUAGUGCGCAGAGGGCCCAGGUUGAACUCUGUUUGGAAAAGCACCAAGGAUCGGUUCCAAAUGAUUAUGCGGAGAGUUCAUCGUCAUCAAAGAGCAAUAUUAAUCAUGACAGAGCCAACCAUUCAGUAGAUUUUGGUCUAACUUUUGUACUCGACCAUGCUCUUAUUCAUCGUAUGAGUGUGUCUGGUGGAGCUUCCUGGUUGCCGUAUUGUGUAUCUGUGAGACUGAGGUACACCUUCGGGGACAAUGGUCAUAUCACGUUCCUUGCAAUGGAGGGAAGCCAUGGUGGUAAAGCUUGCUGGCUGCAAUACGAAGAUUGGGAAAGAUGCAAGCAAACGGUCGCCAGAGCAGUGGAAACAGUAAAUGGGUCUCCAGCGAUUGGAGAUACAGGCCAGGGAAGACUGCGAAUGGUUGCUGAGAUGGUCCAUAAGCAGCUACAACUUUCCCUACAGCAGCUAAGAGAUGGCCCCCUUUCUGCCAGUUCAAAUAUACCAUGACAAUGGUACUUAGAUGACUGCUGGCAGACUAAGGAAUAUGCUUGGUGGAAUCUUGUUCCUUACUGAAAAAAAUACAAAGGCGCUCGACACAGUGGGUAACGUAGGGGCUUUCCUGCGAAGGCUUUUAUGAUGUUUGCUUCUUGUAUCUGAGGUACAUCACGUAUAAUUUUGUACAUAAAGAUUGCUAAGCUCUUCAGCUUACUGUGCUGCUUAUCACAAGUAUUGAACCCCAAAAAGCUUGUGGAGCACAUUGUAGCGUGUCUGGACAACAAGUCAGCAUGAUAGGCGUCUAAUCUGUCACUAAUGUGAUCAUUUGUUUUUUGAAAGGAUUCCAUCAGCGGCCCCUUAGAACUAGGAUUUGCUCGGUGCGGGCAACUGAGGCUUGGGUGGUCUUCAGCCAUUAGGGAUGCUCCAACAAGUGUCCUGUAUUGAGGCAGUGAAAAUUAAAGAACUUUAUUUGGAAGUGACUUUAAGACUAUAUGAAGUCAAGGUGGCAGAAACUCAAAAUUGGGACUAAACUGAGGCAUCUCCGGACAUGAGAUGUGGAGUUGAGAUUAUGAGCCAGUAUGUUUGUGCUGACCCUGAUACAGAAAUAUAUAUGUUUAGACAUGA
Phragmites australis (common reed) is the source of this 6199-nucleotide messenger RNA. RefSeq names its product mediator of RNA polymerase II transcription subunit 14-like. Bases 371 to 5587 code for a protein of 1738 amino acids. Lineage: Eukaryota; Viridiplantae; Streptophyta; Magnoliopsida; Poales; Poaceae. Gene Ontology annotation, cellular component: mediator complex; core mediator complex. Gene Ontology annotation, molecular function: transcription coregulator activity. The transcript is spliced from 8 exons. Gene Ontology annotation, biological process: regulation of transcription by RNA polymerase II. The record is from RefSeq and is a predicted model, not a curated record.